Molecule: messenger RNA, 1200 nt
Organism: Diabrotica virgifera virgifera (western corn rootworm)
Lineage: Eukaryota; Metazoa; Arthropoda; Insecta; Coleoptera; Chrysomelidae
Product: KRAB-A domain-containing protein 2-like
Exons: 2
Coding region: 7-1185 (392 amino acids)
Biological process (GO): DNA integration
Molecular function (GO): nucleic acid binding
Source: RefSeq, a predicted model, not a curated record
UCAUAGAUGCAAGUUGAUUUAAUCGAUUUCCAAUCGCAGCCAGACGGCGAGUAUAAAUUUAUAUUAGUGUACCAAGAUCAUCUCACAAAGUUUGUUGUUCUCAGAGCACUAAAGUCUAAAACAGCUGAUGAGGUUUGUGAAAAUAUAAUAGAUAUUUUUACUUUGCUAGGCGCCCCAACAGUAUUGCAGUCAGAUAAUGGACGGGAAUUUGUGAAUAAAAUUAUUAAUGGAUUAGUUGAUUUUUGGCCUAAUUUUAAAAUUGUCCAUGGGAAACCAAGACAUAGCCAAAGUCAGGGCAGUGUCGAAAGGGCUAACCAGGAUGUGGAAAAUAUGCUUACCAUAUGGAUGCAUGACCACAAAUCUUCUAAUUGGAGCUACGGUCUGAAGUUUAUUCAGUUGAUGAAAAAUAGUGCUUUACACAGCGGCAUAAAAAGAACACCGUAUGAAGCCAUGUUUGGAUGUCCACCUAAGCACGGAUUAGCUACUUCCAGUAUCCCUACUGAAGCUUUAACAAAUGUAGAGUCUGAAGAAGAUCUUGAAGCCGUUAUUAGGGACAUUACUGUUAGUGGUGAGCACGAUACAGGUGAAAAUAUACAGGAAACCUCCAGUACACUUGAAAAUGAGGGUGAUUUGAGUGUUACAGAGAACAGCGAAGACCAACACUUAGAAGGUACUAGUUACCUUUUAACUGACCUGGACAAAUCAACUAUGGACAUUAAAAGACAACGAGAUGAAGCAUUCAAAUGCCUAACAGAUCAAGCAAAACGUAUGAAAAGUACAUCUGACCAUAAACUACAACCUGUUGACAAAGGUUGCACUGUGAGAGUUCCUGUUCCUGAUGUGGACCGAGGCCGAGGGGAUGCACGGUCAAUUCUUGGCGUUGUGUUGGAUGUAGUGGAUAAUGGAUUUUACCGCAUAGGAACCAGAGAUGGUGUUCUGAAACAGCUGUAUGCUCGAUCCCAGUUUAAUACUUGUCCAGUAAACAUUAUAAAAGAAGAUGAAAUUCCAAUGGAAAAGACACUUACUUUACGAACAGUUGCUACUACUCAGUCAACCGGAAGUGGGCAAGGAUUUUUUAAGUGCAGUUGUAACAAGAAGUGCCAAACAAAGAAGUGUUACUGCAUAAAAAACAAUGUUUUAUGCAAUUCCAAAUGCCAUAAAGCAUUAUCAUGUUGCAACAAAUAAUUUUAUUAUUGUUGA